Lagopus leucura (white-tailed ptarmigan) is the source of this 1486-nucleotide messenger RNA. It is a transcript of the gene RAB37, whose product is annotated as RAB37, member RAS oncogene family. Gene Ontology annotation, cellular component: Golgi apparatus; endosome. The transcript has 9 exons. The record is from RefSeq and is a predicted model, not a curated record. Gene Ontology annotation, molecular function: GTP binding; GTPase activity. NCBI's taxonomy places the organism in Eukaryota, Metazoa, Chordata, Aves, Galliformes, Phasianidae. Bases 24 to 662 code for a protein of 212 amino acids.
CGGCCGGCCCAUGAGUCCCGGCCAUGGAGCCCCGCGCCGCAGGCUCGGCGGGCACCGGCUACAACGAGGCCCUGCUGCACAAGACCAUCCUGGUUGGAGACAGCGGUGUGGGGAAGACGUCUCUGCUGGUCCAGUUUGACCAGGGCAAGUUCAUUCCAGGCUCCUUCUCUGCCACCGUGGGCAUUGGGUUUACGAACAAGGUGGUGGCUGUGGAUGGGGUGAAGGUGAAGCUGCAGAUCUGGGACACAGCAGGACAGGAGCGGUUCCGCAGUGUGACCCACGCCUACUACAGGGAUGCCCAAGCCCUACUCCUGCUCUACGACAUCACCAGCAAAAUGUCCUUUGACAACAUCCGCGCCUGGCUGACAGAGAUCCACGAGUAUGCCCAGAGGGACGUGGUCAUCAUGCUGCUGGGCAAUAAGGCCGACGUGAGCAGUGAGAGAAUGGUGAGGACAGAGGAUGGAGCCUCACUGGCCAGGGAAUAUGGGGUGCCCUUCAUGGAGACGAGUGCCAAGACCGGCAUGAAUGUGGAGUUGGCCUUCCUGGCCAUCGCCCGGGAGCUGAAGCAGAGAGCGAUGCAGCUGCCAGACGAGCCCCGCUUCCAGAUCCACAACUACAUCGAGGCGCAGCAGAAGAGAUCCGGCUGCUGCGCCUUCGUUUGAUGGGGACAGGAGCAACGCCCCGGGAACGGCGGGCUGGGAGGAGCAGGGCCGGAUCCUGCCUACGAUGGAACAGAGGGUCACGGCUCUGCUCCUGCAGGGCUCUGAGCAGGAUCGGAUCCCGUUGCCGCGUGGGGCUGUGCCAGGAUCACCCCGAGUGCCCCAACCGCGCUGUCGGCAUCAGCCCAGCCGAUCACCGGAGGUGAUGCCACCGCUGCCCCAGCAGGACGCAGGGUGCAGGAUGCAGACCCGGCGCCUGGCUCCUCCCCUGCUGUGCACUCCAUGCUGCACUCCUCGGCCACACAGGCCCCGAUCCGCCCCGCUGCCCUCUGCAGAGCCGCUGGCCCUGAGCGGCGCCCCUCACCACCACGUGCUGCGGUGUCCCUGCCUGUCCGCCCUGCUGCAGUUGGCACCACAACAUGCAGACAGCCCCGGAGCACCCGGUGAUCGCCGAGGGCACUUCCAGUACACGCAGCACUUUGGAAAAGCUUUGCUUUCCCCCUCUUGCAGCUGAAGCUUUUCUAUUGUUAUUUACUUCCCUUUGAGGGGAACGCUUUUUUCUUUCCGGAUGGGGCUGAAGCAGCCCACGGGUCGCACCCUCGGGCGCUGUGCUGCACAGGGCGCGGAGACAAGGAAUAUUCGGGUGUGCUGCUCAAGAUGCCAAGGGCAGCUGCAGAGGGCACAACUCUGAUGCAGUUGGGGUCAAUCGGGCACAUCCAUCCCCACGAGGGCCCUCCCUGCCCCGCAGCCCCCUUCACUCCUGUGCUCCCCUUGGAUCUUUCUUUGCAAGUGUACAGAUUAAAGCUGGAUAUUUUCAAGGCUUUGCA